Molecule: messenger RNA, 501 nt
Organism: Cooperia oncophora
Lineage: Eukaryota; Metazoa; Nematoda; Chromadorea; Rhabditida; Trichostrongylidae
Source: the annotation of a GenBank genome assembly
AUGCUGAAUGAUCGAGAGGAAUGUGCAAGAUUCGAGCAAAUAUGUCGCGGAUGGCAGGACCGACUUAUCAAGCUUGGAUAUCCUGAUUUCACAACUACUGACUUUUGCGAAGUGUUUUACAAGUGGAUGACUCCGAUCUGGACAAAUCAGGCAGACAGGAGAAAGAUUUUCGAAGAUUUGAAUGAUGAUAGUGAAGCCAACUACCUCAUCAUAUUCCUGAGAUUGAUUACUGCCGGAUUCUUGAAGGAACACGCGGAUGAUUAUGCCCCAUUCAUUGAAGAUAGCAGUCUUUCUGAUUAUUGCACUACAGAAAUUGAAUCAAUGUGGAAAGAUGCUGACCAUCUCGCUGUUACGGGACUCGUAAAUGCCAUAGGUCAAAGCAUUCGAGUGCAAUACAUGGACCAAAAUGCUGCACCAAAUGGCGGUCUUUAUUACGACUUCCCGCCAGAUCGUACAGAAACACCUCCUUAUAACACUUCUUUAUCGACCAGGUCAUUAUGA